UAUGGCCGGCGGCUUGUGUUAUUCGGUGUAAUUCGGUGGGAUUUGUCGUAGUCGCGGUUAAGAUUGCUUUGUCUUAUUUAGGUUGAAAUAUUACAAAUUUACUGCAUGAACGUAGUGGAAACUGUUCGGCGUAUGUUCGGCGCAAGCCAGAGCUAAGAGUUAGAAAGGAUCCGAGUACUGAAUAAGCUGGAGUCUGAUAGAAACAACAUGGCGAGCCCGUCGCCCCAAUCGUCUCCCAUGCCACCCCCACAAGCACCAAGCCCAAUGGGUCCUCCCCAACAGGCUCCAUCCCCGUCUAAUCCUCAAGGUAGCCCAAUGGGUCCUCCGCAACAUCAUCCUCAUAGUCCGACUCAAGGAUAUCAGGGCGGUCCACCAAUGCCGCAGCAGCAGCAGCAGCCUCCUCCACAACAACAGGGGUAUCCUCCACAUCCGCAGCAAAUGCCACCAAAUAUGGGACCUCAGGGCCCAGGCGGUCCAGGAUCAGGACCACAACAAGGUCCAGGUACGCCAAUGGGGCCUGGUGGUCCAGGACAAAUGGGUCCAAACGGUCCGCAGGGUGGACCUCACAUGGGCCAAGGCGGUCCAGUGCAAAUGGGACCUGGUGGGCCCGGCGGAAUGGGUCCGGGAGGUCCAGGCUUAAUGGGUCCAGGUGGGCCUGGUCAAAUGGGACCUGGAGGCCCAGGACCGAUGGGCCCUGGUGGGCCUGGACAGAUGGGUCCUGGAGGACCGGGAGGUCAAAUGGGUCCUGGGGUAUCGAGUCAAAUGGGACCCGGAGGACCGGGUACUCAAAUGGGCCCUGGUGGGCCAGGACAAAUGGGCCCUGGAGGCCCAGGUCAGAUGGGCCCAGGAGGAGGACCUGGACAGCAUGGACCUGGAGGUCCCGGACCGCAAAUGGGACCUGGUGGUCUAGGUCAACAGAUGGGCCCUGGGGGGCCCGGGCAACAAAUGGGACCUGGAGGACCUGGCCAACAAAUGGGCCCGGGUGGACCAGGUCAACAGAUGGGUCCAGGAGGGCCGGGGCAACAAAUGGUGUCUGGAAAUCCGGGUCAACAAAUGGGACCGGGAGGACCCGGUCAGCAGAUGACCCCUGCAGGCCCUGGUCAGCAAAUGGGCCCAGGUGGGCCUGUCCAACAGAUGGUACCUGGAGGACCUGGACAAAUGGGCCCUGGUGGGCCUGGACAGCAAAUGGGACCUGGUGGGCCUGGUGGACCUGGACAACAGAUGGGACCAGGUGGGCUCAACCAAAUGGGUCCUGGCGGUCCUAAUCAAAUGGGUCCUGGCGGUCCUAAUCAAAUGGGCCCUGGUGGUCCUAAUCAAAUGGGUCCUGGUGGACCUGGACAGCAAAUGGGUACAAGUGGUCCUCAGGGUGGACCCCAUAUGGGACCUGGAGGUCCUGGACAGAUGGGACCAGGCAGCGGACAAGGAGCGCCACAGGGUGGACCACAUAUAGGACAAGGUGCCCCACAGAGUGGACCACAUAUAGGACAAGGACAAAUGGGGCCUGGUGGGCCACAAGGGGGUUCUCAAAUCGGGCCAGGUGGUCCUAGUCAUAUGAGCGGCCCUCCAGGGUCAUCGCACAUGGGUCCCACUGGACCCGGCAGUCAUAUUGGUCCAGGUGGACCAGGACAAAUGACUUCAAGCAGUGGACACUCAAUGGGACCUGGUGGUCCUAGCCAAAUGGGACCUGGAGGACCAAAUCAAAUGGGUCCUAGUGGUCCAAGCUCAAUACCCGGAGGACCAAGUCCCAUGGGACCAGGAGGACAGGGAUCACAGAUAGGACAAAACCCUCCUGGAUCUAUGGGACCAAGCAGUCAGAGUCAAAGCCAAAUGGGCCCAAGUGGACCAGGACAAUUGGGACCUACAGGUCCUGGGCAAAUGGGUCCGAGUGGUCCAGUCAAUCAGCUGAAUCAGCCAGCAUCAGGACAGAUGGGACUUGGCGGACCUGGAGGGCCCCCUGUUCCAGGUAGUACAUCAGGACCCGUACAAGAGAACUUGAAUGCCUUACAGAGGGCGAUUGAUUCCAUGGAAGAAAAAGGACUUCAGGAAGACCCACGUUAUUCGCAGCUACUUGCGCUGAGAGCUCGUCAAGGCAAUAGUAUGGGCGAAAAACAGGCUUUCAGUACCCAACAAUUGCAACAACUUCGCGUUCAAAUUAUGGCCUACAGAUUAUUAGCACGGAAUCAACCUUUGUCUCAACAAUUAGCACUCGCUGUUCAAGGCGGAGCUCCUCCUCCAGGUAUUGGCCAACGCCCAGUUGAUCAAACCCAAGGUCCUGUCACGCCGGGUCCCACCCCGCAAAUGGCUGGCCCUCCUGUUGUUGGACCCACUGGUCCCCCCAGACCUGGACCACAAACACCACAGCAACAGCAACCUCAACAACCCGGCACCAAGACUAACAGAGUUACGAGCAUAGCAAAACCAGCUGGACUUGAUCCUCUGUUGAUAUUGCAAGAGCGUGAGAAUAGAGUUGCUGCGCGUAUCAGUCUUCGGAUGGAACAACUCAGCAAUCUACCGACUAAUAUGCCAGAAGAUCUUCGUCUUCAAGCACAAAUUGAAUUGAGAGCUUUGCGCGUUCUCAAUUUCCAACGUCAGCUUAGAUCCGAGAUAAUAGCUUGUACGCGUAAAGAUACUACUUUGGAAACAGCGGUAAAUGUUAAGGCCUACAAAAGAACGAAACGACAGGGCUUGCGGGAAGCUAGAGCUACGGAAAAGUUGGAAAAGCAACAGAAGUUGGAAGCUGAGCGUAAGCGCAGACAGAAACAUCAGGAAUUUUUGAGCUCUGUGCUCCAGCAUGGCAAGGACUUUAAGGAAUUCCAUCGCAAUAAUGUCGCAAAAUUGGCACGUUUGAACAAAGCUGUACUGAAUCAUCAUGCCAACGCCGAGCGAGAGCAAAAGAAGGAACAAGAACGUAUCGAAAAGGAACGUAUGCGCCGUUUAAUGGCCGAGGAUGAAGAAGGUUACAGAAAAUUGAUCGAUCAGAAAAAAGACAAACGUUUAGCAUUCUUGCUUUCGCAAACCGAUGAAUAUAUUGGAAACCUUACCGAAAUGGUUAAGCAACAUAAAAUGGAACAAAAAAGAAAACAAGUUGAAGAACAAAAGCGUAAAAAGAAGAAAAAGAAGCUACAAGAAAGUGAAGGCGGUGAAGAUGGUAAUGGGAACGGUGACAGACGUGUAUCAGUUACCGAAACUUCUACUGGCCGUAAAUUGACUGGCGAAGAUGCACCGCCCUUGAGUCAGCUGCCAGCAUUUUUAGAAUCUCAUCCUGGAUGGGAAGUAUUAGAUUCUGAAAGUGAAGAGGAAGAUAGUGAAGAUGAGGAAAACGAGGGCAAGUUUGAGUGUAAAGAUAAAUAUAAAGGAGAUUCCGAGGAUGAUAAAGUUAAGAAAACGCUUCAUAAAGCUAAGGUCGAAGAUGACGAAUACAAAACUGAGGAACAAACUUACUACAGUAUAGCCCAUACUGUACAUGAAGUUGUGACUGAACAAGCUUCUAUCAUGGUUAACGGAAAGUUGAAAGAAUAUCAAAUAAAGGGUUUGGAGUGGUUGGUAUCUUUGUUCAAUAACAAUCUAAAUGGGAUUUUGGCCGAUGAGAUGGGUUUGGGUAAAACUAUUCAGACAAUCGCCCUGGUCACGCACCUUAUGGAAAAGAAAAAAGUCAAUGGCCCCUUCUUGAUCAUUGUUCCUCUAUCGACAUUGUCCAAUUGGGUGUUGGAAUUUGAAAAAUGGGCACCUAGCGUGGUAGUGGUUUCUUAUAAAGGCUCUCCUGCUGGUCGUAGAGCUAUACAAUCACAAAUGAGAGCAACCAAGUUUAAUGUUCUCUUGACUACCUACGAGUAUGUUAUCAAAGACAAAGGUGUUCUAGCUAAGCUGCAAUGGAAGUACAUGAUUAUUGACGAAGGUCAUAGAAUGAAGAAUCAUCAUUGCAAACUGACACAAGUACUGAACACUCAUUACCUCGCGCCACAUCGUUUGUUGCUAACUGGUACCCCAUUGCAAAAUAAACUCCCAGAAUUGUGGGCGUUACUGAACUUUUUACUACCGUCGAUUUUCAAAUCUUGUAGCACAUUUGAACAAUGGUUCAACGCGCCUUUUGCUACAACUGGUGAAAAAGUUGAACUGAACGAAGAAGAAACUAUCUUGAUCAUUCGUCGUUUACACAAAGUAUUGCGUCCGUUCUUGCUUCGUCGUCUAAAGAAGGAAGUCGAAUCCCAAUUGCCAGAUAAGGUUGAAUACAUCAUCAAGUGCGAUAUGUCAGGCCUACAGAAGGUGCUUUACAAACACAUGCAGAGCAAGGGGGUGUUACUGACAGAUGGCUCCGAGAAAGGCAAGCAAGGCAAGGGUGGCGCUAAGGCUCUCAUGAAUACAAUUGUGCAAUUGAGGAAAUUAUGCAAUCAUCCAUUCAUGUUCCAAGCCAUAGAAGAAAAGUAUUGCGAACAUGUCGGAAUUCAAGGAUCUACCGUGGUUACUGGUCCGGAUCUGUAUCGAGCGUCCGGAAAGUUCGAGCUGCUAGAUCGCAUUCUUCCCAAAUUGAAGGCCACGGAUCACAGAGUAUUGCUUUUCUGCCAAAUGACACAAUUAAUGACAAUUAUGGAGGAUUAUUUGGGCUGGAGAGGUUUCAUGUACCUACGUCUCGAUGGUACUACCAAAGCUGAAGACCGAGGGGAUUUGCUAAAGAAAUUCAACGAUCCUGGAUCCGAAUAUUUUCUCUUUCUCCUAUCAACUAGAGCUGGAGGUCUUGGUCUUAAUCUGCAGGCCGCAGACACCGUGAUCAUAUUCGAUUCUGACUGGAAUCCUCAUCAGGAUUUGCAAGCUCAAGACAGAGCUCAUAGAAUUGGUCAAAAGAACGAGGUUCGCGUACUACGUUUAAUGACCGUCAACUCUGUCGAGGAACGAAUAUUGGCUGCUGCCAGGUACAAAUUGAACAUGGACGAAAAAGUCAUUCAGGCUGGAAUGUUUGAUCAGAAGUCCACAGGGUCAGAACGACAACAAUUCCUCCAGAGUAUAUUGCAUCAAGAUGACGCUGAUGAUGAGGAGGAAAAUGAAGUGCCAGAUGAUGAAACGGUGAAUCAAAUGAUAGCACGUUCGGAAGGAGAGUUUGAGAAAUUCCAAAAACUUGACUUAGAACGAAGAAGAGAAGAAGCAAAAUUAGGGCCCAACCGCAAAUCACGUCUAUUGGAAGAAGCAGAGCUGCCUGACUGGCUAGUCAAAGACGAUGACGAGGUGGAAAGGUGGACUUACGAAGAGGACGAAGAAAGAUUUUUAGGCAGAGGUUCUCGUCAGCGUAAAGAGGUUGAUUACACUGAUAGUUUAACAGAAAAAGAAUGGUUGAAAGCUAUCGAUGAUGACGGUAAUGAGUUCGAAGAAGAAGAAGAAGAUGAUAAGAAGAAAAAGAAGACCCGCAAACGUAGGAAAAAAGGUGAAGAAGAUGACGAACCGAUAAUGAAAAAACGGCGUGGUGGUAGCUCUGGUACAUCUGUUGACCCGAAAUUAAAACGCAGUAUGAAAAAAUUGAUCGCUGUUGUUGUCAAUUAUACUGAUAGUACAAACGGCCGAUUAUUGAGCGAACCUUUUAUGAAAUUACCUUCAAGACGUGAAUUACCUGAUUACUACGAAAUAAUAAGAAAGCCUUUAACAAUAAAUAAACUGCGGCAAAAAAUCGAUGAGGGAAAAUAUUCCGACUUUGAUGAUCUCGAAAAAGACUUCAUGCAGUUAUGUAAAAAUGCCCAAAUAUAUAACGAAGAGGCAUCACUCAUUCACGAGGAUUCAAUAGUUUUACAAUCUGUUUUUACAAAUGCAAGACAGAGAAUAGAAGCUGAGGGUGACAAUUCCGAUGGAGAUGAUAAAGGUGAUGGGGAUGACGGUUCAGACGGCGAUUCAAGCGUAAAAAUGAAGAUAAAAUUCAAAGGUAAGAAAAGUGGGGAGAAUCGUGGGGGACGUAGAAAAAGAGUGACGAGAAAAUAUAUCUCGGAUGAUGAUGAGGAUGGUGAGGAUAACUGAAUAGUGUAGUAAAUUAUUUUUGAUAAUUUCUAAACAAUUCCAAUAGCAUCUUGAUAACCGUUACUAUUACUAUUAAAAAAAACAUAGAAUUUAAUAGGCCUGUGAAUAAAUAUGCAUUAUACACAGCAGCUGCGGAUAUCCAAAAGUUGGACAAAAAAACUACUUAUAAUUUCUUGAGAUAGAAAAUCAUUCACAGCUAGCUGGUACGAUGUGUCAAUCGCAAGUUCGUGUUUCGGUAUAAAUGGUAGCAUGUCUCAAAAAUACGAAUGAUCUACACUUCAUGCAAUUAUAACAAUCCAUAUGCCUCUUCUGACUGAUGGUAACAAUUUCAUUCAGCUAAAACAUUCUUAUACUCAAUUUGAUGUUACGCUCGAAUAUUUACACAUGAUUUUCAGUUAAACUUUGUACAGUGGAAGCCAGUAGUUGAGAAAUACAAAUUUGAAUAUAGAUAAUGUAGUGGUAACUGAUGAUUGAGGUAUUUGAUAAUCAUGCCUUUCAAUUAUCUCUCACAAGACAAUUAUAGUGUAAUGGCGUUGACCUUUUCUUGGCGCACGUCAGGUGAAAUAUGGAAUGAAAAAUGUUUCUCCCUUGAUGACUCAGAAACAGAAUGUGAAUCUGGCGUUUCACGAGCCCAUUUUGAUAUCUUUUAUCAAUCAAUGGCUUUUUUCUUACCAAUCAUUACCCUUCAAUUACUUGUUAUAUUCGGCGGUGUCAUGAUGCUUCUCUACUUAUAGUUCUCAAUCAAUAUUAAUUACGUCCACAUAUAACAGUUUCGUUUAUAUCAUAAUUGAAAUACAUCAUUUUAUUAUCACAAACAGAUGAUUGUACAGUCGCGUAAUAUCGCAAUCAAUUUACCAUGAGCGUGCUCUGAUGCUGGAUUUUAUUCUAAAAGAAAAGAAAACAUUAUUUGAAGAUCAAUAACUUCAAUGGGUUAGAUAUAAGACCCUUAUCUUAUAAUCAAGUCGUUAAUGAAUUCAGUUCAAUUAUCUAUUUAUAUGCGAUUAUAAUCAAUGAACAUCAACUGCUUGAUCGAAUGAGGAUUAGGGACUAAAGAAAGGAUUGAACUCACGACAUUUGAUCGAUAUGCAUUCGUUCGUAUGUUCCUUCUUUUGAAAAAUGUUAUUCCUAUUUUUGUCGAUAAAUUUUUCUUUAAUGUGUGUUGUUUCUACCAAUCAAAACAAGAGUACCUAUUUCAGUAUACAUA
This is a messenger RNA of Diprion similis, 7198 nucleotides long. It is a transcript of the gene brm, whose product is annotated as ATP-dependent helicase brm. Gene Ontology annotation, biological process: positive regulation of transcription by RNA polymerase II. The coding region runs from base 208 to 5994 and encodes 1928 amino acids. NCBI's taxonomy places the organism in Eukaryota, Metazoa, Arthropoda, Insecta, Hymenoptera, Diprionidae. The transcript has 20 exons. The record is from RefSeq and is a predicted model, not a curated record. Gene Ontology annotation, cellular component: nucleus. Gene Ontology annotation, molecular function: histone binding; DNA binding; transcription factor binding.